AUGGGAGUUUACAUCAGAGAAAUGGCCUGGGUGAAGGUCUUGCUCUUGUUGUCCCUAUUUGGAUGUGAAAAGUCUCUGGGCCUUAACUGGAACCCAAUCCCACGCAAGACCGUGCGCUAUCAGGAUGUUUUGGACAGCAUGGCCAGGUUCAGCAUUCAAGGAGUCUUCAACUACAGCAUGCUGACACUGUCGGACCAUGAGAGAGUUUUGUACGUCGGCGCACGAGAGGCACUAUUUGCCUUGGACCCUAACGAUAUUAGCAGACAGCUCCGGCCACAGAUUGACUGGCCCGCUCCAGUAGACAAGAAAAGGGAGUGCGUCAUCAAGGGGAAGAGCAACCAGACUGAGUGCUUCAACUACAUUCGCUUUCUGCAGAGCUAUAACCACACACACCUGUACACGUGUGGCACCUACGCCUUUCAACCUAAAUGCACCUAUGUGAAUGCAGAACAUUUCAGUCUCAGCAACGCUUUUCUUGAAGAUGGCAAAGGCAAAUGUCCUUAUGACCCUGCCAAGGGCCACACUGGCCUAAUAGUAGACAAAGAGCUCUACUCUGCCACGCUCAACAACUUCUUGGGGACCGAGCCAGUCAUACAAAGGAACCUGGGCCAACAGCACUAUAGUAUGAAGAGUGAAUACUUGCCUGCCUGGCUCAAUGAACCGGACUUUGUGGGUUCAGCCUUGGUUCGAGAAAGCAGCGGCAGCAAGGAUGGAGAUGACGACAAAAUCUACUUCUUCUUUAGUGAGAGAGCGUUGGAGCUGGACUGCGACACGGAGCUCAAUGUGGCGAGAGUGGCUCGCGUCUGCAAGGGUGAUCUUGGUGGUACCCGGACGUUGCAGAAAAAAUGGACAACCUUCCAAAAAGCCCGUCUGGAUUGUUCCCUCCCUGAGCGUCAUGUCUCCUUUAACAACCUCCGGGCUGUCUUCACACUGCCGGGGCAGGACUGGAAGGGGACUACUUUCUUCGGCAUCUUUCACGCUCAAUGGGGUGAUGUGGACGUGUCGGCCGUAUGUCAGUACCAGAUCACUGAUGUGAAAAAGGUGUUUGAAGGCUCCUACAAGGAAUACAGAGAGACAUCCCAAAGAUGGGGGCGCUACACUGGACCUGUUCCCAACCCACGGCCAGGAUCGUGUAUAACAAACACAGACAGAGAAAGCGGCUUCAACAGCUCUCUGCAGCUACCUGAUGCAACACUCAACUUUGCCAAAAAGCACCCACUGAUGGAGGACAAAGCACUCGCUCGCCCCCUGCUUCUCACGAAGGGUGUGAACUUCACAAGGCUGGUCGUGGAUCGGGUUACUGGGCUAGACCAAAGAGCCUACAACGUUCUCUUUCUUGGCACAGCUGAGGGCUGGCUGCAGCGGGUGGUUAUCCUGGGCUCUGAAGCCCACGUAAUAGAAGAAAUCCAGCUGUUUGACAUGGCCCAGCCAGUAGACAGCCUGACCAUUUCCCACUCCAAGAAAUACGUCUACAUCGGCUCUCGUUCAGAAGUUCUCCAGUUACCCUUAGCCAACUGCAGCCGCUAUCAGUCUCAGCCAGACUGUCUGCUUGCCAGAGACCCCUACUGCGCUUGGGACAGUGAGGGUCGAGCUUGUGUUCGAGUUGACCUCCACCGAGGAUCCACAUCUUCUCUGUCACAAGACCUCAUGCUGGAAAGGUUCAACCGGGGAAAAACCAAGUUUGAUAAACCUGUCUCCAUCCCAAGCCCUGAGCACUCUCGUCUUCGGAAUGUCACAGUGGUGGUGGGCUCCGACAUGGUGCUACCUUGCCAGUUGAUCUCCAACCUAGCACAGCCGUUCUGGGUUGUCAACGACCGUGAGCUCCUUCUGGGCGACCCUGAGGCCGGUGGACCACGUUUCGACCGGACCCUCAAGGCCUUAGUGGUCCCCGAGGCGGGUCAAAUCCAAGCAGGACGCUACAUCUGCUAUUCCGAGGAACAGGGCGUGAAAUUUCAAACGGAGCGCUACCAAGUUGCUGUCGUCGCAAGUGCUCCCGUCUUCAUGGAGGCUCGUGCUCCAGAUAGCAGCAUGGGGCUCUUCUGGGUGUUGGUCAUCACACUCGGCGCAGCGUGCCUCCUGCUCUUGGUUGCGGCUCUCUACCUGCGCCGGCGUCUGAAACUCGCUCUCGGAAAGGGAGCCGACAUGAAACCUCUAGAAAGCACCCUGGUCUAUCCCAUCACACUUCCCAAGGAGCCACCCACAUUCGUGCCUAGCAAAAUGCCCAGCGACGAAGACCGUUUCUGGGAGACGGGCGCCAAUUACUACUACUCGGACGGCUCGCUUAAAAUUGUUCCCGGUCACGCCCUCGGGCCCAACGGCGUGAGCAGCACGGCGUCACCCAGCGCCAUUCCGGGCCAGCCCAUCCACUCUCCCAGCCGUCUCAGUCUCACCAACAUCCGAGGCUCUGGUAGCAACGGCUACAUUCGCCUGAACCUGAGCACAGCCGGGGAGGAUAGGGCUAGCGGGGCUUGCGCUGGUGGCGGCGGGCUGACCGGCCUGGGCAUGGGGGGGAACGACUACUCAAGCCCGUUCAAAGAAGAGCUGAGGCGCACUCUGCAGCAGAGGAGCGUGCUGCCUGACGCAAAUCCAGAGGAGUCGUCCGUCUAA
Molecule: messenger RNA, 2607 nt
Organism: Nerophis lumbriciformis (worm pipefish)
Lineage: Eukaryota; Metazoa; Chordata; Actinopteri; Syngnathiformes; Syngnathidae
Source: RefSeq, a predicted model, not a curated record